AUGAUAGGAUUAUACACAACAAAGCGUCCUAGAGCGCGACAGAUAGAACAACAAAUGUGCAGGUGUGCCCACGUCCGACUCACUUCUGCUCCCGUCAGACGCCGAAUGCAGGUCGGUUUGUUUAACUGUAUGCAGUAAAACGUUCAAGAUCAAUUUUCAUAUGCCGAAAAAUAAACUUUUCUUGGGUAAUUUCAUUUUCUGAUCUCUAUGAAGUGGAUCUAUUGGUUUUACAGGGGUACAACUUUCUUCGGGAAUUUUCUGAAAAUAACCUGAUUGCUUAGCUCAAUGUAUCUACUGAGUCUGAGACUCUCAACUUUUUAAAAAAAUCUCAGAUUUGAAUUAGAAAAAGCUGCAAAGCGAAAAAAAUUUAAUAUUAUAUCAGUUUUUUUGUGGUUCUCAACGAAAUUAAAUAUUCAAUUUCUUUCUUUUUUUAAUUUUCAUGGUCAUGCAAGUUUUUCUCAAUAUUUUUUUCCUGUUUUUUUAACUUGUAAUUUAUUUCUUUCUUUUCAUUGAUAUAAAAAAAUGAAUUUUUACGUUUUUUUCAAAUUAAAAAAAGGCGUCGAGAUAAUUAAAACUUUUUUUCAGCUUUCAAGAUGUUUUUUUGAGAAAUUUUUCAAAAUGUUCUUUAUCCAAAGUAAAAUGACCCUCUUAGUGUGAAUCUUCUAAUUUUUCCAACAAAUUGCUCAAAAAAACGCCUUCUUGCGAGGCAAAAAGACAAAGUUCAACCCGAAUUUGAAAAAGCGAUUUAAAGCAUUUUUUUCAGAGUAUCGUUUCAUAUUAUUUUUCUAAAUAGUUUAGCAGUUCCUCAUUAUAGUAAAAAAAUAAAAAAAUUGAUUGAAAAAAAUUUUUACUUCAAUAAAAAAACUGUUCCAACGUUGGUUUCGAAAAAAAGUUAAAAAAAGAAUGGAAGUCUUGAGAAGCAGUUUAUUUGCCGUUCAGCUUAACAAAACCUACAUGUUCCAACUUUGAAGUUGUUUUUUUGAAAAUGUCCAUGAAGAGGAAAAAAAUAAUUAUUUGAAAUAUUCUCAAAUUUUUGAGUGCAAUUUGCUGUGAAAUGAAAUUCAAAAAAAGAAUUUCAAUUAAAAAAACAGCCUUUUUCAAUGGUAUCAUUCAAAUACAACUUCAAUUUUUCCAUCUCCAAGUUUGUUAUAAUUAUUAAUCAAUGGAUAUUUAUAUAUUUUAGUCUUCUACCGGAAAUGGCGUCCUAAAUUCCAAUGUCCUCUAUUACGAUCUCGUUGAUUUGCCGAGUUCUGCAAGCGAAAGAAGUUUAGAGGUGGGACCUGUUUUUUUUUUCAUUUUUUUGAUAGUUUAUGGAAGUCGAAAAAAUGUCAACUUCAUUCAAUUUCAACCGGAAAAGGGUGAAUAAUGAUGGAAUUUCAUAAGUUUUGAGUGGGUGUACGAUGUUGUUAACUGUUCGUCAAUGUUUCUUUUCUUGUCUGAGGAAUUUUUUUUAUUUUGAAGUGUUUGCUGCUUGAGAAAAAAUAGAGGGUUGAUCAGGACUCUUCUCGGAGAUUAAGUAAACUCCAUUCACCACUAGCUCGAGACAGAAAAUACUGAAGAGACUUCGGAAAUAUGUCUUUUCGCGAGUUAAUUUUUGGGUCUCUUAUAGGAUAUUUUUUCAGACCAGAAAAUAUAUGAUUUUUUUCUUUUUUUCAGCGUUUGUCCCACUUUUUUUCAUUAAUUUUUCCUGCAUCAAAAAUACAUUUUUUUAAAUUUUUUUAGUGAAACAUUUUUCUCAUUAAAGGUUUGAAUCAAGGAGCAAUUCAUUCAUUAAAUUUUUCAAAAGAGAAAAUGUCCAUUGUCUCGAGCUGAAAGGACGUUGAUUCAUUCUUGAAAAGCGAAAUUUCGUCCCAAAAUCAAUCAGAAAACCUCGCGGAAGGUGUUAACUGCGCAUUGUUUCAUCUCAAACAAGUAUACCAGUCCAGUCGGCGGCUCCAAGUAUUGAUUUAUUAUUCGGUUUGCUGAGGUUCCGCGCGCUGUUCUCUUAUUUUGUUUCACUUCAAGUUUCGGCACAUUACAGUGUAUUUAGGAGAAGUUGUUCGGUUUGAUUCUAAAAAAAAAGGUUUCAGAAUGUCAGACAUGAAGCUAUUUGAGAUCACCAUCUCGUCUCGAAAAUUUGAAAAAACAACUCUUGUCUUGACCUCGUCUCAACCUCGUCUUGAUCUUGUCUUGAUUUCAAAAAAAUCCCCUUUCUAACAGCAUUCGUUUGGUGGUAUUUAGCUGAAAGUAUGAACAUAUUCCUCCGUUUUUGUUAAUUUUUGAACAUUUUUUAGGUUUGAGAAAAUAAAUAGGAAAGCGUCAUUCAAAAAUUCCCCUUUUUUUCGUUUUCCCAAAAGAAAUUCUCUCUCAGUCCGCAAAAAUUGGCGCCAAUAGCCCCAAAACCUCAUCGAGCGUAUUGAAAAGACUAUAUUGUUCCUUUAUUUUCUAAUAAAUAUUUUUUGAUGCUUUUCGAAAGAUUUUAUAACGCAUAAUUUUUCUCCUAACCAAAAAAAAAAUAAAACAUUAACAAUAAUGAUAAUAACUUCAAGUUACCGUAUUUCAUCAAAAAUCUAAUACCCUCGGAACUUUUUUUCACAGCGAGCAAACAUUAAAAGAGCUGAAUUUAUUUCAAAUCCCAUGACCUUAAAAUGUUAAAAUCAUGCUAAUGGUGACGUUACUUUUCAUUUUUCCCGGGCUGUUUCGAGAUUUUUUUUCCAAGGUGGUGUGACGUCUCGAAAUCCCUGCGUUGACACUUUACAAACACAAUUUUUGUUUUUGUGACGCUUAUUUUUUGAAUGCUCCUCCUAUCUCUGAGCAGUUUUUUUUUUCUGAUAUUUUUGCUUCGGUAGAAAAUUUUCUCAAUUUUUUUUCCAACUAGUUUUUUUUCCGUUUUUGAGAGCUCUAGACAACUUCCAAAACGAUUUUUCUUGGUAUUAAAAAAAUAAUUAAUGUUCAAAAAAAUCACCUUGAGAAUUUGUCAUUCAACUUUAAAAUUUUUAAUUUUUUGAAAAAUUGUUUUUAAAUGAUAUAAAAAUCUCUUGAGGAACGCGUAAGCAAUGAUUGUACAACUAUUUCUUGUUAACGACCUGAUUUUAUCUUUUUUCUUCGACUGAAUCAUGAGUAACAAGGCUCAUAAACUGAUGAUUUGAUCGAUGAUUCUUGGAGAAUUGCUGAUUUAACACAUUUUGAAUCAGAACACUUCCUUUAUCUUUGAUCCCUAGUUUCCUUUAAAAAAAAGAACUUUUUAUAAAUACUUUUUAAUUGCUGUCGUUCAAAUUUCAAUGAUCACCGUUCUAAAAAAAUUAAUUUUAAUUUCUGUUUGGAAUUUUUUCAGCAACGUUAUCUUCUUUCUUUCAAAUAUUGGGUAUCGACGCUUCUCUGAAAAAGGAAUAAUAGGCCUCUAUCAUUACUGGAAAUGAGGCUUUUAUAAUCUUUGUCCCGAAUUCCAAUGUUUUUUUCGAAUUUUCCGCGUAUAAGAUGUACCAAAUUGUGUAAUCUUCCAGGACAUCGGCUCGGAAGACGAUUCUAUCAGGGCCAUGCCUUUGGAACGUCGGCCGGCAUUGAGGUUUGUCGUUUUUUGUCUGACUCACGCGUGUUCCAGUGCCCUCUUCCCUCGUCUUUCAAACCUUCACCUAUUGCAAUCGGUCUAUUUCCGCGUGUGCUUUGAGCUUUUUUUGUUUUAUUUUUGCUCAUUAUUUUCUUUGUUUCUUCUCAUCAAAUCGUAGUGCUAACUAAGGAAAGCGGGCGAUAAGCUUAGGAUUAUGGAAAAAAAAACAAAAUUGAAAACACUUGUGGAGUUCUUGAAUUGCUCAAAAACGGUUUAUAUGCUUUUUGAAGCACUUCUGUCUCAUUUUUCACUGUGUUCGGCCUAUUGGUAUACCUCUUCCUCAAGUUUUAUUCUCAAUAAAAAAACUCGACGCCAAAAAACCAUUCUCUGUACCGGCAAUUUUUGCAAAUGGAAAAAAGAAGAGAAAUGAACCAGUUCUGUCCUCCCAAAGUCCAAUUAUGUACUCCCUCAAAAAUCAAACAUUUUGGUAAAAAAAAAUAAUUGCCCUGAGGAUAGGAGUUUUGUGGGAGACCAACCGACUUUCGACCAAUUUUUGAUCUCUCUGGAAUCGAGCGAAAAUCUUUUUUAUUGAAAACGAGAACCGUCGGUUCAAAUCAAACUAUUUGCUCUUGCUACUUGAGAUUUUCAUUGGGAAGAGAGAGAUGAAAAAUGAGCGGAAAUCAUUCUGCCUUUCCUUUUUUGAAUCACUUGCCAUUUACCAAUAAAAAAAUUCGGUGCUGACGUAGACUUCUAUUGAAUGUGAAUUUUCUUUUUGAUCGAUCUUUUAUAUUCCCCUCGAGGUAUCGCGCGUUUUUAUUCGUUUUCCCGCCGAACGGCGAGAGAAUCGCCGCCGUCGGAACACUUUCCGCCUCUUUGUCCGCGUGGAUGUCUUCUUUUUUUCUUUGAUAUACUUACAAUUGUAUGUUCUACAGCCUUGACAAAAUUCAUUUUUUUGCUAGAAAAAAAUGUAGACGAGUCGAAAAACUAUAAAAUGAGUAGAAAAUAGUCUAAAACAUGAGCAUCUCUUUAAUGAGAGCUGAUAAAAUUUGUAAAAAAUCCGAGAAAAAAUCACCGGAAUGAUGCAUUUCGAGGCAAUUUAUUUUUUGAAAGCUUCAAGGUUGAGAUUGAUCGACUUCACUAUAGUUUUUUUUUUCCUGGCCGAGACUCAACAUUUUUUUUUUGAACUUUCUCAGCGUAUGCGAAUGAUAAAAGGCAAAAUUGUAUCAAAUCUAUUUUAAACUAGUUCCGUCACAGUUUUUCCCACAGGUUGUCUGUUGAACGAUGUAAAAAAAGCUUGGGAAAAUCGAAAAAAGUUCCGUUUUCACUGAUAAGAGCGAAACACCAAUUUUUCACCUAAAAUUCAGCGGAUGGUUUUAUCAAUAAAACCAUUACUUAGAGAUGGGGGGAGGUAUUUGCAGUGAAGAAAAAAAGUCCAAAUUUAUCUGAGCUCGACUGUAACAAAUCAAUGAAUGUUCAUAAUAAAAUGGAAAACUGAAAAUCCUUUUCAAAAGUUUUCUGAAAGAAUAUCGACCAGAAAAUCAUUUCAUUCUUGAAAAAGACUAGCCAAGAAAAAAAAUUUAAAUUUUAAGUUUUUCAAAAUAUUUUUCGAGUUAAAAGGCUGAUACUUAAAAAACCGUAAAUUCUCUUGCGAUUCAAUUAAAAAUGGAGGUUGAUUAAAAGUUAUUGAUAAUUCUGGUUUGUUUCCUAAGAUCAUUUUAUGUCGAUUGCUAAAACUCUAAAAGUACGGGAAACCUUUUCAAACCGAAGAAAAUCGAGCCAGAUCCCUUUGAGCAGAUAAAUGAAACGUUCAGGACGCUCAAGAGCAAAACCACUUUGCCGUACAUUUUAACAUUCUCUCUAGAGCUACGUCAAGAAUUUUACAAAAAAACAGCGGUGGAAAGGUUCCGAUGGAUCGGCAAAACGGAGUGCGCGGCUCAGCGACGCUUAAGUGUUCUGUUCGCCUGUGUUUGUUUGGUCAAAAACUUUCACCCAUUGUGCCCCCAAUAAACGUGCGUCUUUACCUCACAGCUGGUUCCUUCUAAAUAUGGUUGCUUCUGCUCUGAGUUGUUGCAUUUGUUGGAUGAUUGCCCACUUUGGAACUUCUUGUUUCAUAUGUUUCCAGGAGUUUUGAACGAGUUCUUUUUUAAAAGGUUGCUUCGAUAAAUUUUUAGCGUCAAAGUUGAGCUCAUUUUUUGUUUUCCACUUUGUCCAGCUUCUUUUUUUCUGGAUGAUUGGAACUCUACUCUUUCUCAGAAAUAGACGAUUUUCGUCAAAAUGAAACUUUAAACUUUCCUUUCUCUAUUCAUCUAGAUUAAAAAAAAAUUUUUCUUCAUGAAAAAAAUUCAUGAAAACUCGAAUUAUAAAUAGCUGAACUAUUUUAGAAGCGUUUUCUCCAGAUUCCUUCAAGAAAAAAAAUCUUCUCCAAGUUUUCCCAGCAUUUUUUUUUCAUGAUUCUCUUCUCGUCAUUUGGAUAAUUUCCCUUCAAAGCCCCCCCCUCCAUCUAAUUCUAUUUUAAAACUGUUUCAGACGAACGAACGUUCGCAGGACACGAAAAAUUGCGGAAAAGACAAAUAACGAAGAUUUUGACGAAGACGAAACGGUUGGUUAUAAUUUUUGCUCGAGAAAGUUGGUAAGAGUUUCCAGAUCCUGAAAAAAUUUUUACGCCUUUGCACUCUUUUUUUGAGAAUGGACCCAUAUCUUCCUUUAAAAUACAGUCAGACGAUAAGAACAACAAAAAUAUUUUCUUUUGUAAUUAAAACAGUGGAAUAAGUGAAUCUGCUCGAAGUGAAGUUAUCAGUGUUUUGAAGUGAAUAGAAACAUUCAGACCGCAAUAAGCAACCUUAUCUCCACUGAUAAAACCAUAUUUUUUUCUUUCAAUUAAUUCACUUGGACCGUUCAUAAAGUCUUAAAGGUUUCCAAGCCUGCUGAUGUUUCAUAUUAACUUUUUUCUUCAUUCAAACUUCAUUGAAAUUUAGUGCUUUGCUCAUUUUUGACCAUAUUUCUAGAAAUAAUUUUCAAGAAAAAGAUUCUUUUUUUUCGCUGUUUUUUGGGUUUUAGGGAAGGUUCCAAUCAUUUUUUUACUUAUUUUUAUAACACGAAACAUCAUGACGCCAUUAAAAAAAUCUUUGCGAUGAAAAACAAAAAUUUCAGUUAUAAAAUAUUAUCAAUUUUAAUAGGACCCGAAGGUGAAAAUUAAACAUUUCUCACGAUAUUCAUUUGACAAUAGGCGUAAAUUCAUUCGAAAGUGUCAAAAAUUUGAAAUUAGCUCACAUAAGCCCAAAAAAUUUUUGACAAAGGGUAAAAAACUUGGUAAAACCAUCAUAAUCUGAAAAUUAGGCCUAUCUAUGUAAGAAACCGCGAAUUUUAUUAAUAUCCUCGAAUAACUACAGAAAAAAAUUUCACACAAAUAGAUCUCAUAUAAAAAAACUAUUUGGACCAAUUACCCAAAAAUUAGCUAGUUUCAAAGUGAAAAUACUUUCCUUUUGAAAAAAAUACACUGCUCCACAUAAUUAUAUAUCCACCUGAUAUUUUUUUCGAAAAAAAUCGAAUAUUUUUGAGAGUUUCUGAAAAAUCUUCUUGUUGUCAAAAAGAUGGCAAUUUCGAUCAGAUUAACAUAGCUAUCAACAAAAUUCCUAUUGAAAAAAAUGUUUUUAAAAAAAUUUCAAUUUUUUUCAAAAAAACCGAAUUUUUCCGUUCCACAUAAUUAUAUAUCCACCUAAGACUUUAAACUUUUUUUGAACCAAUUUUUUUCCGGUUUUUUUGUAUCAGUUAUCAUUUUUCUUAUCAUUUUUUUGUUUGAAAAUAAAAAAAGAAUAAGAGCAAAACGAUUUUUCGAAAAAAAGUGGGAGAACCUUGGCUUUUAUCACAAAACGGUCGCGGUGCUGUUUUGUACUCCAGCUCCACAGUCAUCAAUGUGAGGGUUGAAUUUCCAUAUGCAGGAUUAACUCAGAAGUUUUGAAAAAGUUUAUCACAGAAAAGAUUCCUAAAUGGGCGUCAAAUUUUGAAAAAAAAUUUCAAAAACCGUGAGCGCCUUUGACAAAAUUAUCAGUUUUUUCAACUUGAACUCGCUUUUCUCAGUCAUUGAGCGGAGAAAUUCUUAAUCUGCAAUGCAACAAGGCUGAGAAGGGAAUCUGAAAUAGUUUAACUCAGAAAAACCUGACAAAAAAAAAUCUCAAAGCUGAAAAAAUUUCAGAGAAACAAGAGUCAAAAAAGGAUAUUUCGUGAUUUCGAUUGUGUUGACUUUCUGUUUAAUUUUUUCGCUGAAUAAGGAUAAUUAUGGACUAUUCAAUGUUUUUAAAACAAAAAAAUAUAACUGUAAUCUUCAAUCAUGAGAAGAAAAAAGUAAUUUAAAAUUCGAAGAAAAAAAAGUUUAGAUCCCUAUGAACUUGACUUGAAAUCCCCUUAGUUAUUUACCGCAUUCGGUCAUUCUUCUUUACUAGAAGCAGGUUUUUUUGAUGAGACCGACUAUUCUUGAAGUAAAAAAAACGAUUUUAUCUCAGAAAAAGUUUACAGAAAUGGUCCGAAGACAUUUUAAGUUUCCAACUUUUGGCAAAACUGCAAAAAAUUCAUAAAUGUUAUCGGAAAACUCCCUCCUUUCAGUGCAAAGAAAUAUUUUUACUGAAGUUUUUUUGAACUUAAAUUGUUGCUCACAAGUACAAAGGUACUUAUGGAAUCAAAAUAUUCACAUCAUAAUCGAUUCAAGAGUAGCUGAUGUAAUGAAGAGCACCGCGACCGUUUUUCUGAUUAAAUCCAAGGUUCCUCAACUUCUUGGAAAACCUUUUUUUGCUCUUAUUCUUCUUAUUUUUCAAACAAAAAAAUGAUAAGAAAAUGAUAACUGAUACAAAAAAACCGGAAAAAAAUGAUUCAAAAAAAGUUUAAAGUUUUAGGUGGAUAUAUAAUUAUGUGGAACGGAAAAAUUCGGUUUUUUUGAAAAAAAUUGAAAUUUUUAAAAAAAAUUUAUUUUUUUCAAUAGGAACUUUGUUGAUAGCUAUAUUAAUCUGAUCGAAAUUCCCAUCUUUUGACAACAAAAAGGUUUUCAGAAACUCUCAGAAUAUUCGAUUUUUCGAAAAAUCUCAGGUGGAUAUAUAAUUAUGUGGAGCAGUGUAUGUCGAAAACUUUUUUUUUCCGGUCAAAGUCCAGAAAUCAAAAUUGCACCCUUAUCACACACACACACGUCAAAACAGACUUACUCAUACCUCUUUUCUGGAAAAUUGAUUUCGAAACAGUAAUAUCAGGACGAGCCAGAAGGCUUAUACGGAAACCACUGAUAAGACCAAAAACUGCGCGUUCAACCCUACUUUUCGCUUCCAGAAGCUAGUUUAUUGAUUUUUUUUUCAAUUUGUUCGGAUUUUGUUUUGUUAUUGAUAAUAUUCCAGAACUGUCGUACUUUGGAGCGACGGGUGACCAGAGCCCGACAAGUUCGCAGGACGACACUCGAAGAGAAUAAAGCGCAGAUUGCCGCGUUACGCGGCAAGCGGCUUUUUGAGUCGGCUCUCAUUGUGAAUAUACGAGAAGAGUGAGUUUCAAAUUUUGAUAUAAUAAUAUGACAUCAUCGGUUUUUCAUUAAAGUAUAAAUUUCAAUAAUUACGCUUCAGGUUAUUUUUUUAAUUAAAGUUAAUCAUUCAUCAUUUUUUCUGAUUUGAAGUAAUUCUUGUCAAUAUUAUUUUUUUCAAAACGUCAAUUUUUCAAACAUCAAGCCUAAAAAAAGUUGAUUUUCUAAAAAUUUUUUUGAGCGUGUAUUUUUGUUUGAACAAGUUUUCAAAAAUUCAAACAAAAUCUUUGUGAAAGUCGAGUUAUUCAUUGGGAUUUGUAUGAAAAGUCUGAUUUAUAGGAGAGCCAUUAGUUUUUUGAAUAUGAAAAACACAUUUGAAGAAUUUUCUCCACUUAGAACCUUUUAAAAUUCUAAAAAUACAUUUUAAUUGCCGUUAUAUUUCGUAUUGGAUGAUCGAAUGAUAAAAAAAUCAUUUCUAUUUUCGAGGAAAACUUCCGGAUGGGUUGAAAACAUUCAGUAGUUGAUCGUAUAAAAAACUUCACCAUUGCGUUUACCCGGCGCUCAUAAACUUAAGGCUAAUGGAAAUCGAAAUUCUAAAAAAAAAACGGCUCCCAUCGAUUUGAAACGUUCGAAAUUUCUCGUUUCUCAGAUUCAUCGAUGGGAAACGAACAACUACACCUGUCGUGAAUUUCAGUUUUCCCGAGGAGCAUGGUUUUUUUCUGCUCAUUUUAAAACCAAAAAUAAUUAUUUCAGACGACUCUGUCCCUCCAGACAUGAUAUUCCCAGACUUUUCUCGUGUAAGUCAAUAUACCAAGUCCCAAUGGGUCGAAGACGAAAAUUAUAUGGUCUCGUUAACGGAUAAAUUCGGCCAGAGGUUAACUCUAUCUAUUUUUUUAUUUGAAGAAAAAAAUUUCCAGGAAAAAUGCCUAUUGCAUCAAAUACUUGCCGAUUUAUAACGAAGAAGGUAGUUUAAAAAAAAGAAUUGAAACAGGAAAUAGAGUUUUCAGAAUCGUGCUCUCGGUAUCCCGCUGUCUUGACAAUCGUCUCACCCAUUAGGAAUCCAGCUUUUUUUAUCUGGAUUUAGUGGCUCAUUCUUUGAAAUACGCCAGUUCUGACGUCAAUUCUCUACAGAAGUUUCUUGAAUCAAUCUACAUGCAGCAAUAUCCUGAGAGACCAGGUGUGGAAAUUUUUUAGAUCUUAUUUUUCAAUGAACAAAAGUUCAAAGAAAAUUUAAUGAGUUCGCUAUUGUCUUCUUAGAAUCUCAGGGGGGAGCAGUCUGACCUGUCUGCGCUCGCUUGAUCACUCUUCACACGGAUGAAAAAAAGCGAGAGGGCAGAAAGUUACUUUUUUGAGCGUAGAAACUAAAAAAAUUCAACUAUUUCUGUUCCAAAAAGAUUUUUUUGAGCUCUCAAAAAAAUUUAAAAAAAUUUAAUAAAAUUUGCAAAAGAAACUUUUUAGGAUCCUGCUUAAUGAUAGUCGAAAAAGAAAAAGUCGGGAGAGCAGAAUCGGCACGAAAUUCGGAAUCGAGGCGGCUACACCGAAAAAAAUUAGCCCUUCUGAUGUUAUACGAAGGUGAAAAAUAUUUUUUUGAUAAUCUCCGAAUAAAAUAAUGAAGUUUUUCAGGAUGAGUCCAGAAUAUACAGUUUGUGUGAUUGCUGCUCUUUUGGCUGAGCAACGGGUUUUAAUCACGGGUCAUUCGGUUGGUUUUUUUUUUAGGUUUUUGAUGAAAUUUGAAACUCAUAGCUAAAAAAUCUCCCUAACACCAUGAAAAUCGAUUGAAAUACAAAUUCUCGGAGUAAUCAUUUGCUUUGGAGUAGAGUAAAAUUGUUUUUGAUUUUUUUUGCCACGCGUUCAUCAGCCUAAGUAACAUUUGGAAGGGUUGAUUGCGCAAAAGGUGCGUAGCGGUUACGUUGUUCUGAGGAAAAAAGGACAUAGAAUAAAAUUCAGGGUUCUUUUCAAAAUUCCUUCCGCUCAUUUUUAGCCAUUCCAACUGCGACUUUCUGUUUGCGAAUAAAAAUAAGCCCAAAGCAAAAUUAUCACUUUUUUUUUCUAAUCGAGUGUGUGUUUUCUUAACUUUUAUAUGAAAGUAUUAUCCAGGUUCUCCUCACUUCAAAAGCAGUUCAAGUUUUCGAGUCACUAAUGCGCCCUUUGGUUUGGCCGCACACAUUCGUUCCAAUCAUACCGGAUAAUUUGACGGAUCUUUGUCACAAUCCAACGCCCUAUCUUAUGGGAAUUUUGAGGUUUGGUUGGUUUUUAUGAAAUAGUCCUUGAAGCGUUUGAAUAAUCUCAUAGCCGUAUUUUUUUUUCUCAUUUUUCCUUCCAAUUUAGAAGCAACCUGGCCUCGAUUCGUGAGAUCAUCUCAGAGCUAACCAGAGAAGAUUUCUUGUUUCGGCAAGAUUUUGUGCUUUUCGAUGUGGACACUGGCCUCAUGAUUCCACAACCUUCGCCUUUUCUGGAAAAGCAGGAUAUGAAUCAAUGGAGAACAGCUGUGAGUCAUGAUAUCUUAAUAACUGACAUCAAUAAAAAUAUUUAGAACGCCUUGAAUUUCUGCGAAAAGGUUGGAAUGCACAAAAAGCUGUCCGCUGCCCUAAUAAAAGCCCUGCGAGAAGCUUUAAACGAAAAUGACAAAGCUUCUGCCGAUUUUCAGAUAGAUUGUGUACGUAUUUUCUAUUGAUGAAACCGAAAUAUUUCUUUUUUUAGGCGAUGCAAUCUUGGUAUGCAGCGUUAUUCGGUCAUUAUCGAGUUUGUGGCUGUCACAAAGAAUGGAAUGAUACCACUAAAAAGUCAGUUUGUUCCGAAAAUUUAUAUUACUUUACUGUUUCAAGAUGUCUCAUAACCAACGCAGCUUCGAAAGCCGCGUCUUCCUACUUGAAAUACUUCACGGAGACCAUUAUUUUCCACGAAUGGAUCAAAGAAAAGGUUGGGAUCUACCACUUUUUGCCCUUUCUUCCACAGAAUCAGACAUUGAGAAAGGGAUCCUUUUUCUGUCACUCAUGACGACCGGCAGAAACAAAUGCAUGACUAAUUUAUGGGUUAGAGAGGUGAAAUUUCAACUGACCAGAACGCAAUGAAUUUUUGAUUGACACUUAAAAGAUGAUGCAGAAUAUUAUUACUAUUAUGGAAAUUGGGUUUAUUUCCAACAACUUCCUUUAUAAUUUUUUUAAUCACUCUUUUUUUGUUUUUCUUUUUUUUCUGACUAAAUGCUAAAAAUUUUGAGGUCUUUUCUGCUAAUAAAGGAAGAACUAUAACCUAUCGAAUCUAAUAGUUGUACUUAAUGAAAAUCUUCACAAUGUUUUCCGAUCAAAUUCUUAUUUUUGAUUGGCUUAGAGGCUCAUUUCCAUUUUUUAAGAAAAAUGAAGGAAAUGUAUGCAUUCAGGUCCGUCUGAAAAAAAUUCUCCAAACGGCUUCUUAAAAAAUUUCAUCUCUAAAAUCUAAAGGAAAACACAAAAACAAAAAGACUCCUCAGGUCUAUUUAGAAAAGAACUGCACUUUUCUUAAAUUUUCUGAAAGUAUCAUCUCAGAUAGCGGAAGCCAAACUAACGCCGUCGCUAUCUCAAGCCAACGAGGACGACACGACAAAAAUGGAGAAUUUAUGGCUGGCGGCAGUUCGGUCAACAAAUCCCGUUUCUCCAUUUUCCAGAAUGGUCAAUAAAAUGACCACUGCCCUACAUCUUUCCUCUAGAAGACAAUUUUGA
Caenorhabditis auriculariae is the source of this 12712-nucleotide messenger RNA. The record is from the annotation of a GenBank genome assembly. NCBI's taxonomy places the organism in Eukaryota, Metazoa, Nematoda, Chromadorea, Rhabditida, Rhabditidae.